GCUGAGAGGCGGAGUCACAAGGAACCAUAAUCAAGAUGGCCGCCUUCACGGAUAGGAUGGCGCCUGUCCUGCUGCUCUGGCUUGCUGUGUGUCUCACUGGGUCUCUCGCUGUGGACCGUGGCAACUUCAAAACCUGUGACCAGAGUGCCUUCUGCAAGUGAGUUCAAUGCAGUCAUCAGAAUGAUGGUAGCGUCAUAGCGCUCACAUUUAAAAGGUUGUUAACUCGGCUUAAAUAUGUUCUAUAUUGUUUGUAAGUAUGUUCUAUGAACACCAACAGUUAAGUCCAUGACGAACUCCAGUUGCAGAAAAGGAGCGUUUCCCAAGUGACGUCUCCGCAGUCGAACUUCACAAGUAAAGAACACAUGGCAUAUUCAAGACAGAGGAUGUUGACAGUGAUUAUAGCAAAGAUUUGAGCUGUCAAUGUGUCAAUAGUUUUUGAGGAGAAAACAUCUGGAGAUGAAAUAGAGAACUUGCAGAACAGGGAAUUGAGUCGUAUUUAUUCGAGCCAACACCGGCGACGAAACUAGAGUGUCUGCUAGGGAGGUGUCUGAUGACAAAGACAUGGAGUUGAAGAUUGGUCGCCUUCAAAACACAGAAUGCGAUCUGGAUGUGGCGUCAGUCUCCUACACUGCUUGACAGAGACUUGCAAAUCACACGCUCAGCCCCCGCCAAAGAGCUGGAACAGGGUCAAGAUGCCUCAAGGGCCGGCGUAGUGAUGACUCUGUAGCACAAUGAAGCCUUUGGUUACACACAUCCAUUCUUUUGAGUCACGCAUUUGACCUGAAAACAGGCGUCAGCGAGCGUUGAAACCUGGCGAGUCUCCCUAUCGAGCCCUGCUGGAGACCAUGGAGCUAACCAACACAAGACUCACCCUGCAGCUCAAGAAUGACAAGAACAAGGUGCGUCUCCUGCUGGAGCUCUAUCGCCUGCAGGGAAACAUAACGAGGGUGAAGAUUAAUGAGCUGAAGCCACUUAAGCCUCGCUACGAGGUCCCAGACGUGCUCGUCAGAGAGCCGCCUACAGAGCCCCUGUCUCUCUUGUCUCGAGAUGAGAAUGGAGUGGUUCUGUCCCUGGGGGCGGAGUCUCAAAGGGUCAUAGUCAGUGCCCAGCCCUUCCGAUUGGACAUCAUGGAGGGACGUGACGUGCUCAUGUCCCUAAACUCGCGAGGCCUCCUGGCCUUUGAGCACUUAAGGAUACGGAAGGACACUUUCUCCUAUUUAAUAACUAGCGCAUUUGCUAGUGUGUGGAAUAUUGUCCAGAGUGUAUUCUCUAGACAGGCAGACGGAGAGCCUGAGGAUGCAAAUUUGGAUAACGAGGAAGAGGCUGUGGUGUCUGAGAAAGAUGAAGAGGGCAUGUGGGAAGAAAUGUUUAAAUCAUUUUCAGACAGCAAACCUAAUGGUCCAUCGGCUAUAGGUUUAGACUUUUCAUUGCCAGGGGUAGAGCACGUCUACGGCAUUCCAGAGCAUGCAGAUUCCCUCCGACUCAAAACUACAGAAAAUGGAGAUCCAUAUCGACUCUACAAUUUGGAUGUGUUCCAAUAUGAGCUCCAUAAUCCAAUGGCACUUUAUGGCUCUGUACCUGUCAUGUUGGCCCACAACGCCCAGCGGACUACAGGCAUCUUUUGGCUCAAUGCUGCUGAGACUUGGGUUGAUAUUAGCUCCAACACUGCGGGGAAGACUGUCUUUGGAAAAAUGCUGGAUUACGUGCAAGGCUCAAGUGAGAUACCACAGACAGAUGUGCACUGGAUCUCUGAAAGCGGAAUCAUUGAUGUCUUCAUUAUGCUCGGCCCGACACCAAAAGAUGUCUUUGCACAGUACGCCUCCCUGACAGGCACGCAGACAUUCCCUCCUCUGGCUGCUCUGGCCUACCACCAGUGUCGCUGGAACUACAAUGACCAGGACGACGUGCAGUCGGUGGAUGAAGGCUUUGACGAGCAUGAUAUUCCCUUAGAUUUCAUCUGGCUGGAUAUUGAGCACACGGAUGGUAAACGCUACUUUACCUGGGACGCUAACAAGUUUGCCACACCCAAGGAAAUGCUUCAGGGUCGCCUGGAUAAGAAACGCAAGAUGGUAGCCAUUGUAGACCCUCACAUCAAAGUGGACAGCAGCUACAAGGUCCACAGUGAAAUCCAGUCUCAAGGUUACUACACAAAGAAAAAGGAAGGCGGUGACUAUGAAGGCUGGUGUUGGCCUGGUAAUGUCGGCUAUCCAGACUUUACCCGUGAAGACAUGAGAGCUUGGUGGGCCAGAAUGUUUGCCUACGACAAGUAUGAGGGCUCCAUGGAGAACUUGUACACGUGGAACGACAUGAACGAGCCUUCUGUGUUCAAUGGGCCCGAGGUGACCAUGCACAAGGAUGCAAAGCACGGUGACUGGGAGCAUCGCGACCUGCACAACAUUUAUGGCUUCUAUGUGCAAAUGGCCACAUCGGAAGGCCUGAUCCAGAGAUCGGGAGGGGUCGAAAGACCUUUUGUCUUGACCAGGGCCUUCUUUGCUGGCUCACAGCGCUAUGGUGCUGUGUGGACAGGUGACAAUGCUGCUGAGUGGGGCCACCUAAAAAUCUCAAUCCCCAUGUGUCUGAGCCUUGGCCUGGUGGGAAUAGCAUUCUGUGGUGCUGACGUCGGGGGCUUCUUCAAGUCUCCAAGCUCGGAGCUGCUGGUGCGAUGGUACCAGACGGGAGCCUACCAGCCCUUCUUCAGGGCCCACGCCCACCUGGACACUCCCCGUCGCGAGCCCUGGCUCUUCGGCCCAGAGAACACGGCACUGAUCCGUGAAGCCGUGCGCCAACGCUACACCCUCCUGCCGUACUGGUACCAGCAGUUCUACCACACUUACCGCACUGGACAUCCUGUCAUGAGGCCACUGUGGGUGGAGUAUCCUCAGGAUCCUGCUACUUACGCUCUGGAUGAUGCAUUCUUGAUCGGUGGAGAUUUGUUGGUGCACCCUGUCACUGAAGAGGGAGCAACAGGAGUCACUGCGUAUCUGCCUGGAAAAGAGGAGGUCUGGUUUGAUGUCCACACCUUUCAGAGACACAACGGCGCCCAGAACCUUUACAUUCCUGUUACCAUGAGCUCUAUCCCAGUUUUCCAGCGUGGCGGCUCCAUUAUUCCCAAAAAGCUUCGAGUGCGCAGGUCUUCUACCUGCAUGGAGCAUGACCCUUACACUUUGUACGUGGCCCUCAGCCGACAGAGGGCUGCAGAAGGAGAGCUGUACAUCGAUGACGGACACACUUUCAACUUUGAGAAGAAGGAGUUCAUUCACAGGAGGCUGUCCUUCGCCAACAACAUCCUCUCCUCUGUCAACCUUGCUCCAGAUGCCCAGUUCUCUACCCGCUCCUUUGUUGAGCGCAUUCUCAUAUUGGGAGCAAGUAAACCCACCAAGGUUACCCUCAAGACAGCUGAACCUGCUUUUACAGAUGGCAAGACGAGCCAGCUCGAGUUUGAAUUCAAUUCGACCACAUCGGUCCUGACCCUCCGCAAUCCUGGCAUGAACGCCGGAACUGACUGGACCAUGAUGCUGCAGUAAGCGUGGAAGACUGCAGAGAGGAGGAGGAGCAGGAGGACAAAAGUGACUGAAGAAAAGAAGAGACGGGAAAUAAGCAUCAGGAUUGCCUACUGUGCAACACAUAAAUGCAACACAUCCAAGCACACAGUUGUAUGAAGUGAACAUCUCAACACUCACAUGCCCCUCUUUUCAGCCCUGAAAGGGUUAAUGAAUAACAACUAAUAGUAACUACUAGAACAAGGCAACCCAUAUCAUUGUAAUUAAUGAGCUUUGGGGGUGAGGAGGAUAAUUCUCAGAGCAAAUGCUCCAUCUGCUGGUGUUGAGAAAGCAAAUCUACUGUGCUGCUCCUAACCAUUUCACUUUACAUUUAGCAUUCUUUAGCCACAAGUUAACAAGAUUAUGUCACGUGUCGGGGAAUGAUUCCCUUCAUGUUGCAGAUGGUCGAGUCAGUCAGCAGCUGCAAACAAACUCGCGUCUUGGCGAGAGGAAUCUUUUUGGCCACAGAAGCACUGACCUGUGUGGAUUCUCCUUUUGACAAGCUUUCUUUUUUCCAUGCUCUUUUCCCCCCGCCCCACCAUUUCAUGUUCACGGUUGUUUUUAAUGCACUUCAACAGAAGUGACAACCUUAAGGGUUGUUUGGACGUAUUAAGAUAUCUUGAAU
Dunckerocampus dactyliophorus (ringed pipefish) is the source of this 4164-nucleotide messenger RNA. RefSeq names its product glucosidase II alpha subunit b (gene ganabb). The transcript has 25 exons. Gene Ontology annotation, biological process: N-glycan processing; carbohydrate metabolic process. Lineage: Eukaryota; Metazoa; Chordata; Actinopteri; Syngnathiformes; Syngnathidae. The record is from RefSeq and is a predicted model, not a curated record. Gene Ontology annotation, molecular function: carbohydrate binding; glucan 1,3-alpha-glucosidase activity. Gene Ontology annotation, cellular component: glucosidase II complex. Bases 846 to 3524 code for a protein of 892 amino acids.